Messenger RNA from Synchiropus splendidus (mandarinfish), 2210 nucleotides. Its product is annotated as 2-epi-5-epi-valiolone synthase-like. The record is from RefSeq and is a predicted model, not a curated record. Gene Ontology annotation, biological process: antibiotic biosynthetic process. NCBI's taxonomy places the organism in Eukaryota, Metazoa, Chordata, Actinopteri, Syngnathiformes, Callionymidae. The coding region runs from base 26 to 1342 and encodes 438 amino acids. Gene Ontology annotation, molecular function: 3-dehydroquinate synthase activity. The transcript is spliced from 5 exons.
CCGGAGUUUUGGGGGGCAGUGAAGCAUGUCGUCGGAAUCCAGACCUCAAGUAACUCGGUUCAAUCUGGUCCAAGUCAAUGGAACGUGGGUACGAAAAAAGGAAGCGUGCGAGUUUACAGAAGGGACGCUGUCAGAUGCUAAAAUUGAGGAGAGGAAGUCCCAUCAUGGAGUCACCUGGACGGUGGCCAGUCCCCUGGCCUUGACAUACAGGAUAACCCAGAGCCAGAACAUCCUGGACCCCACCAACCACACUUUACUGUGGGGCCACCUGGAGGACGGUGACAGGGGUUCCUCCCAGCCAGUCAAGCGCUUUGUGGUGGUCGACGACACUGUCAAUCGGCUCUACGGCCCCUGGAUCUCGCGGUACUUCCAGUCCAGAAAAGUGAACUACAAAAUCCUGCCCCUCCCGACCACGGAGGAGAACAAAAGUUUGGAGCUGGUGACAAAGAUUCUGGAGGAGCUUCACGCGUUCUCCAUCGACAGACGCAGCGAGCCCAUCAUUGCUAUAGGAGGAGGUGUGUGCCUGGAUGUCGUGGGCCUGGCGGCGGCUCUGUAUCGCCGGAGGACUCCGUAUAUCAGAGUCCCCACCACCCUCCUGGCCUACAUCGACGCCAGCGUUGGAGCUAAAAAUGGGGUCAACUUCUGCGGCAGCAAGAACAAGCUGGGGACUUACAUCCCUCCUGCAGCCACUUUCCUCGACCGCUCGUUUUUCAAGUCCCUCCCAAGACGGCAGAUCUCAAACGGGAUGGCAGAGAUGUUAAAGAUGGCUCUGAUGAAACACCGCGGCCUGUUUGAGAUCCUGGAGGUGGAAGGACAGAGGCUGCUGGACACUAAGUUCCAGUCCUGUGGACAGAAAAACACCCCUGAAGAAGAGGACGCUGCAUGUCAAUCCACACGCAUCGCCAUAGAAACCAUGCUGGAGGAGCUGGCUCCCAACUUGUGGGAGGAUGAUCUGGACCGACUGGUGGACUUCGGCCACCUCAUCAGCCCUGAACUGGAAAUGAAAGUUCUGCCAGCUUUGCUGCACGGCGAGGCCGUCAACAUCGACAUGGCCUUCAUGGUUUAUCUGGCGCAGCAGAGGGCGCUGCUCACGGCUCCAGAGAAGGACCGCAUUGUCAAGUGCAUGCUGGGACUGGAGCUACCUGUGUGGCACCCGGACGUCUCCCUGGAUCUGAUCCGCAAGUCUCUCGCAGAGCGGCUCAAACACUGCGGUGGCUCUCUGCGGAUGCCCCUGCCGACAGGCCUGGGACGCGCAGAAAUCUUCCAGGAAGCCAUCGCUGAUGACACACUUUGCCAAGCCUUCCAGAGAUGGACGGAUGAACUCCAGAGACGCCAGGAUUAGAAUACAACGUUUAAUGUUUUUCACCAACAAUCUGUGUACAGUCACUAUUGCUACAUUCAUCUCAGGUGAGAACCACAGGAAUGAAAACAACCUACACAACAGUGCCUAGUAGACUCGUAACAUCUGCCGCCAUUAAACUCUACUCGUACUUAAAUGACAGAUUAAACACAUACCGCAUUCUGAAACCUUGUUUUUGUUCAGGGGAAGUUCAAUUCUCGGGCACAAAAUCAUCUUACUAGCGCAAUCAUUUGUUCAUUUCAUUUUCCCCACACUUCAUCACCGACAGAAAGGCACAUCAGUUGAGAGCUUUCCCCUGAUAUUUACAAUUGCUUGGCAUUUACGAUUUGGCUUUUCUCAGUGAAUUACAUUCAGGCACAUGGACAGUAGAGAGCACUGGUUUCAUUUACCAUAAAAAAAACCUAAAUAAAUAAAACAAUAUGCAGGAGUGGUGCUAUUAAUAAAUAAAAAUUAUUCAGUUCUUAUAGCUUUCGAAUCAUUUGUUCUAAUCCAGGAAGCAGAAUUAGUGUUAGCUACAGCAGCAGGCGAACAGAGCGGACAGUAAGGCACUGACAACGUUAAAUAAAUGAGACACCGCGAUUUCUCUGCAGGCACAACUGUCGCGCUGACGGUGCAUUACACACUUGCAGCAGUAUUAUAACUAAAGGCAAAAGUGAAAAAGUUCUCGCUCAGGUUAUUUCCAAUUUAAAUACUGAGAGUGUCGCACCACAAAAGUACUUUCCACGACUAAUACAACAGUACAAAAGCCAUGUUUUCGUCCUCAUUUGAACCCUGUCUCCUUAUACUCCUUCAUAACAAAACAAGUGGGAUCAAAACCCACCACUUGAAAUUAAACACGUUUCAGGUAACA